GGCGAGCAAGGCAAAGCACGCCAAGCGCGAGUCCGUCCAACAAACAGCCCAUCACUCACUCGCCGCGGCGACCAUCCCCGCAGUUCUCACUCCAGUCUCCACACACCUCUCACGAGCGCGCGCGCGCGCGUCCGCCAUGGCGCCGUCUAAGCCUUUAUUCCCCGUCGCCGUCCCCGCCCCCGACCCGUCCGACGAGGUCGUGCGCGAGUUCGGCCCACUGCUCCGGAUCUACAAGAGCGGCCGCAUCGAGCGGCCCCUGGUGGCCCCGCCCGUGGAGCCUGGCCACGACGCCGCCACGGGCGUCCAGUCCAAGGACGUCCACCUCGGCUCCUACUCCGCGCGGCUCUACCUGCCCCCAAGCGCCGGCGCCGGCGCCAAGCUGCCCGUCGUCGUGUACGUCCACGGCGGCGGCUUCGUGGCCGAGUCCGCCGCCUCGCCCAACUACCACCUCUUCCUCAACAGGCUCGCCGCCGCCUGCCCCGCGCUCGCCGUCUCCGUCGACUACCGCCUGGCGCCCGAGCACCCUCUGCCGGCGGGCUACGACGACUGCCUCGCCGCGCUCAAGUGGGUGCUCUCCGCCGCCGACCCAUGGGUCGCCGCCCACGGGGACCUCGCCCGCGUCUUCGUCGCCGGGGACAGCGCCGGCGGCAACGUCUGCCACCACCUCGCCAUCCACCCGGACGUCGUCCAGGCCCAGCGCGCGCGACAGGCCGGCGCGCCGCCGCUCAAGGGCGCCGUGCUCAUCCACCCCUGGUUCUGGGGCUCCGAGGCCGUGGGCGAGGAGCCCAGGGACCCCGCCGCGCGCGCCAUGGGCGUCGGACUCUGGCUCUUCGCGUGCCCCGAGACCAACGGUCUGGACGACCCGCGGAUGAACCCCUUGGCGCCCGCCGCGCCGGGACUCCACACGCUGGCGUGCGAGCGCGUGAUGGUGUGCGCCGCGGAGGGCGACUUCCUUAGGUGGCGCGGCCGCGCGUACGCCGAGGCGGUGGCCGCGGCCAGGGGCGGUGACCUCGGGGAGGCCGCUGGCGUCGAGCUGUUGGAGACCAUGGGAGAGGGCCACGUCUUCUUCCUCUUCAAACCCGACUGCUACGAGGCUAAGGAGAUGAUGCACAAGAUGGUCGCCUUCAUCAACGCCCCCUGAGGCGUGAGGUGCUUGUGUUCGCGUCUCAGAAUCAUCGUUGGCGUGGCUAGGUAUGCGCCACCGUGUCAGACAUUUAUCGUGACAGCGUGCAAAAUAAAGGCCUUGGAUCCGUGAGAAAUUGGCUUAAUAAAGUAGGUUGUUUAGUUUGGAAUUUAACUUUUUAAAAUUUAAAUAUAAACUCACCUUAAAUUUA
Molecule: messenger RNA, 1334 nt
Organism: Zea mays
Lineage: Eukaryota; Viridiplantae; Streptophyta; Magnoliopsida; Poales; Poaceae
Product: gibberellin receptor GID1L2
Exons: 1
Coding region: 137-1141 (334 amino acids)
Molecular function (GO): hydrolase activity
Source: RefSeq, marked validated